AUGAAAAAAUUAAAAAUAACAUUUCCUAAUUUCAGGUCUAUAAACAAGUUCACUAUAAUAUCCCUAGAUGACCCCACACCUCUUUUGAACGCAAGUGGUUUUGAUCCCAACAGAAAAACCACCAUAUAUACGUUCGGUUUCCAGGAAAAUGCUACCGAUUUCACUGUUCAGAGAAUGAUUGGAGUCUAUUUGAAAUUUGACGUCAAUAUACUUCUACUAAACUGGGAAGAAGAAGCAAACAUACCAAUACUGGGUCCAGCUUCGUAUGGAGUCAUAGUUUUUAAUGUAAAACAGGUUGGUAGGAAAUUGGGAGAAGCAAUUAUAAAGUUGCAAGAUGCUGGAUUCUACUUACCGAGUUUACAUCUUAUUGGAUUCUCUCUUGGAGCUCAUGUCAUGGGCUACGCGGGUAGAUAUGUCAAAAGUAAAGGAUAUCUGAUAUCUAGAAUUACAGGUUUAGAUCCAGCUGGUCCUCUCUACGAUGGCCUAAUAUCAUUUCCUGGUUUGGACUCUUCCACCGCCUCUUUCGUAGAUAUCAUACACGGUAACCCUGGACGUUUGGGCACGAGUGAAAAUUUAGGUACCGUUGACAUAUGGCCAAACUGCGGACAAAGUGUGCAACCAGGCUGUGAAAACAACAGCAUUAUAAUGAAGCCAACAAGAGAUGGCUGCAGUCACAAUAGUGCAUGGAGAAACUUCGCACUAUUUUUAGAAGAACCAUUUUCUUUCCCCGCGAGAGAAGCCGCGAGUUGUUACAGCUGGAAGGCAGGGGAGGGAACUGACCAGAUUAUUUACAUGGGAGAUGAUAUAGAUAGAACAGCAAAAGGUAGAUUUUAUCUGAGAACAAAUUCAAAUUCUCCAUAUGGACUGGGAUAUGUUGGUACGAAGCCUGCAGAAGUUGUAAACGACGAUGGUGUUUUA
Molecule: messenger RNA, 918 nt
Organism: Brenthis ino (lesser marbled fritillary)
Lineage: Eukaryota; Metazoa; Arthropoda; Insecta; Lepidoptera; Nymphalidae
Source: the annotation of a GenBank genome assembly